Dimorphilus gyrociliatus is the source of this 1834-nucleotide messenger RNA. The record is from the annotation of a GenBank genome assembly. NCBI's taxonomy places the organism in Eukaryota, Metazoa, Annelida, Polychaeta, Dinophilidae.
ACCUUUUUAUUUUAGAUAUACCUUAAUGGCGUCCUUAGAGAGCUCUGUUUCAGUAAAUUCUGAGCAGUUAGUGUGCUCAAUUUGCCUAGAAAGUUGGGUACAUAGAACUCCUAGACUUCUACCCUGCGCUCAUACGUUUUGCCAUAACUGUUUGGAGGAUUUAGUAAAAACUGUACGAAACGGAAAGUUUGAUUGUCCUACUUGUCGAAAGAGUACGCAGUUUGCAACGGUGAGCGAAUUUCCAGUGAAUUUCUACUUUUCUGACUUAAAAGAUUAUCAAGGAAUAGUAAGACAAAAUAGUGUUAAUACUCUUUGCCCUAUUCAUAAUUCCUCGGCAUCAUUAAUAUGUGAAACUUGUAAUUAUGCGGCUGUUUGUCGAGCUUGUACAGCUUUACACCCUGGUCACGAAUUAAGAGGUUUACAAGAAUUCUUGGAAACUGCUAAAAUGGAUCUAUAUUCAAAGAAAUUAGAUUUUGAGAAAGAAAAGGAAAGAUUAAUUGUUUUAGCAAGAAAAGAAUUGGAAAGGAGAAAAGAGAAGCUAGAUAAUGAUUAUAAUGAUCUUUGUAAACAAAUAUCCCAUCAAACUUAUAAUUUAAUUAAACCUUUUGAUAAAUUAUACGAAAGAAAUUUUACCUUAGACGACGCCAAAAACUUGUAUGACAUUACUAUGAAUUACUUGAGUACCAAAUGGCACAAGUGGAUAGAUUAUGAACAAAAUUCAUGCGGUAUUGUUGAAGUAAAGACAAGAGAAAUAAAUUGGUUUGUACCAAGUUGUAUGGAAAAAACUGGUAAGGAAGAUGAAAAGGAUUUUUCUCUGUCGAUUCCCAGACAAACGUCUGCGAUUAAUCAUCAGCAAGGAGUAUCUGUUAAAACAAUUUUAACGUCUAGUACUUUAACAAACAGUAAAAUACUUCCCAGUACCGAAGUAGAUUUCGUUGAAAAGGACAAUCAAUUAUGUAUCUCUGAAAACAAUAAUUUUUAUAAUAGUCCACCAAUACGCCAAGAAGAACAUCAGAAAAGUUAUCUAAAACAAGCUAAAGCAGAAACGAAAAGUUAUAAAAGUCAAGAGGUAACGUGCUGCUGCUGUACGGAAAAUAUAAGGAAUAUAUCUGCAACAGCGCUAGGUUUAUUUGUUCACUACAAAGUAGGAGAACACCGAUUUGUUCAUUUGCAUAACCCAGAUAACUACAAUCUGCUACAGGAAAUAAACUUUCCUUAUAAGAGUAUAAGCUACGACGAGAACAACAAAUACUUGUUUGCUUUAGAUACCGAUGAUCAAAUAUUAUUUUGUAAAUGCCAGUCAAGUACAGAAGAAAUGAUAUUUACGUUUUGGCAAUCUAUGAAUGAAUCGUGGAAAAGUAUCAUUUCAGAUCAGAAAAGUUUACUUGUCCUACAAAACGACGAAGAAUUAUAUUUAUUUGAUGUUAUGUAUGACCAAACUGCACCAGAACUAUAUGGAAACCAAACAGCUUAUGAUAAUUUUGAAAAAAGUAGUGGAGUUUGUUUUAUUGAUAGAAGAACUCUUAUAUUAGCAGAUAAAAAAGAAAAUUGUCUUCAUCAAAUACUAAUAGGUCGAGAUAAGACAAUAACAAAAUCAAAGCUGGAUUAUCCUUUAAUAAAGCCACUUUCAGUGGCGUAUUCACAACGUAACCGAGAGAUAAUUGUUGGACACGGCAUGUUACCAAAAUAUAAAAUUACUAUUAUUAAUCAUAUGAACAACUCAGUUGUUCGUGACAUACUCCUUAGUUACCAACCGAAACGUUUAGCAUAUUUUGACGAUUUACAAAUGCUAUAUGUCCUGGGAGGGGACGAGUUACACAGUUAUUAUCUAUAA